Messenger RNA from Acanthosepion pharaonis, 669 nucleotides. NCBI's taxonomy places the organism in Eukaryota, Metazoa, Mollusca, Cephalopoda, Sepiida, Sepiidae. The record is from the annotation of a GenBank genome assembly.
AUGUUCUCUGUUUAUUCUUCUUUCUUGCUUCAUUUUACUUUUCUUACUUCCUUUUUUCUUAACUCUUUUUCCUUCUUUCGUUGUUUUUCUAUCCUUCUUUUUUUCUUCAUUUUUUCCCCUUUUUACAUGUUCUUUUCAUUUUAUUUUUUCUUUCUCCUAUCUUUCCUUUCUUUCUUCAUUUUCUUUUCUCGCUUUUUAACUAUUUACUUCACUUUAUCUUCUUUCCUUUCUUCUUCCUGUACUUUUUCGUUUUCUCGUUUCGUUUCUUCGUUCUUCACGUAUGUCCUUCAUUUUUUUCUUCUUUUCUUCCAUCUUUUCCUUCAUUCUCUUCUUUCCUUUUCUUCAGCUUUUCAUUCAUUUUUUUUCUCUUUUUUUCUUGUCUGCUUUCACAGAUUCCUCUCUGUCUUUCUUCUAAAGUUCAAACAAUACCUGCUCUUUCUUUCUUGCUUGCUUUCUUUUGUUGUCAGUCUCAUCUCACUUUGCUCGGUGUAUCUACACAAACCUUCCUUGAUACCGUCUUCACCGACCUACCUACCGCCAUUACAAAAUACAUUCUGCAUUAUUUUCGUGUUCUCUACCAACUUGACUCCCGACUCGCGAUCGAUACACGCUUCUCCUUCCCGUUUUUCUCUUUAUCGCCUUCUCAUUUUCAUAUCAACUCAAAUCUGA